AUGGACUCCCCCAAAUUCAUCGAAAAGCUCCCCGUUGAACUCCCUCAAGUCGAUAACACAAAGAGCGAAGAAGGGCCACUAGCGGCCUUUCCUCGAAGCUGGCGUCCUUAUCUCGAGCUCAUGCGAGUGGACAAGCCCACUGGUACGAAACUCAUGUUCUGGCCCUUCGCGUGGGGCCUCACCAUGGCCGCGUACACGCUAAAACUCCCUCUUGCGAACUAUGCUCAGGAGUUCUUGAAAUGUAUUAUCAGCGCCUUCAUCAUCCGCAGCUCUGCUUGUACCAUCAAUGACAUUUUUGACCGCGAUAUGGAUGCUGGCGUAGAGAGAACCAAAGGCCGGCCAUUAGCGAGCGGACGUAUCACGGUUUUCAACGCGACCGUCUUUGUAAUAUUCCAAUACAUCAUUGGUGUGGGAUUCUUCUACGCUGUAGUUAAUGGCCUCGCGCUUUGGGUCGCGCUGUUCCAACUUCUUCCAAUCUUUGCUAUAUACCCGCUACUAAAGCGAGUUACUUAUUGGCCGCAAGCCUGGCUAGGCUUCGCAAUGAACUUUGGUUUCAUCACCGCAUGGAUAUCUACUACGGAAAUUGUCGAUAUUCCCCUCCUCGUUGCUGCUACGAUAGGGUGCUGGUGCUGGACAAUGCUCUACGAUACUAUUUAUGCUUGUCAAGAUAUUGAAGACGAUGUCAAGAUGGGGGUGCGAUCUACAGCGAUUCUAUUUGGCACUUGGAUUCGGCCGCUCCUCAUUGCAUGUGGGAUCACCUUUAUCGUGAUGCUUUCCUGGGCAGGUGUUCUUAAUGGUCAAGGGUCACCCUUUUUUGCCAUAUCCGUAGGCGGAACUACUGUUCAUCUGAUCUCCCAAUAUCGCACAGUCAAUCUUGAUGUGCCAGCUAGCUGUUGGCAGAAUUUUAUGAGUAAUGGACAGCUUGGAUGGAUUAUUUGGGGCGGGCUGAUAGCGGAUUACAUGUUACGGCUUCUUCAACAGCGUUGUACAACAUUCUGA
Marasmius oreades (fairy-ring Marasmius) is the source of this 999-nucleotide messenger RNA. RefSeq lists its product as uncharacterized. Gene Ontology annotation, cellular component: mitochondrial inner membrane. NCBI's taxonomy places the organism in Eukaryota, Fungi, Basidiomycota, Agaricomycetes, Agaricales, Marasmiaceae. The coding region runs from base 1 to 999 and encodes 332 amino acids. Gene Ontology annotation, biological process: ubiquinone biosynthetic process. Gene Ontology annotation, molecular function: 4-hydroxybenzoate polyprenyltransferase activity. The record is from RefSeq and is a predicted model, not a curated record. The transcript has 9 exons.